Rhodofomes roseus is the source of this 1280-nucleotide messenger RNA. RefSeq lists its product as uncharacterized. The transcript has 5 exons. Gene Ontology annotation, molecular function: hydrolase activity, acting on ester bonds. The coding region runs from base 318 to 1280 and encodes 320 amino acids. Lineage: Eukaryota; Fungi; Basidiomycota; Agaricomycetes; Polyporales; Fomitopsidaceae. The record is from RefSeq and is a predicted model, not a curated record.
ACACCGUGUUCACAGGUACGGGAUGCCAUAACGCUUCGCAGUCCCGAACGGAAUACCGCACCUCCCAGGAAAUAUAUCAGCGAGUCCUUUCGUGCCUACAAUAGAGACCGUGCGUGCGUUUCCCAUGCACAAGCUCUAUUUACCGCGUCUGAUCGUCUCACCGUCGGGCUCAUCAACUCACUGGCCCGCCUGUGGACCGCAGAGCCGUCACAUGGACAUCCUCGAGGUUCGCGAGUCUCGAGACGCCUCUGGCAGCUCGUCAGGAGAACGCAUAAAGGCGGCCCGAGGUCUCACUAGGUAAUUCAGCGACAGCGACGAUGUCCUUCCUACGUUUCCUCGUAUCGGUCUCCCUGGUUCUGGGUUGCGCGCAGUGGAGCGCAGCGCAGGGACCAUACCCUGGUCAGAUCAAGAACUUGGUGACCUUCGGAGACUCAUACUCCGAUGUGGGAAACCCAGGAGACAACGCUACCGCCUGGCCUGUCUAUGCGGCAAUGUACGGCGACUUCACGUUGUAUCCAUACGCGAAGUCCGGUGGAACCUGCUCAAACUAUCUGACCCCUCGUCUCUUCCCGUCUGUCUUUGAGGACGAGCUACCGCUCUAUUUCACCGAACGCGAGAAUGGUUCGCUCGUGCUCGAACCGACCGACACGAUGUAUACCCUCUGGAUUGGGACGAAUGACGUUGGCGUCGGCGAGCUUAUCACGGGACAACAGACCCCUGGGGUUACUCUGGUGGACACCAUCAGCUGUGCGGUAGAUUGGGUGAAGGUAUUGUACACCGCCGGAGCGCGGAACUUCAUCGUGCAGAACAUGCUCCCUCUGCAAUUGACGAUCUUGUACUCAGCCGACUCGUAUCCCAACCGCUACUGGACAGAACAGCGCAACACGACCGAGUGGAAUGUGUUCAUGACUGAGAUGACGAAUACUGGCAACACCUUGUCUGCUGCCAUGCUCUCCGCCCUGGCGCCGACACUCACGGGCGCACACCUCGGUAUCUUUGACUCGUAUGGAUUAAUCUCGGAUGUGUACACUCACCCGCAGAACUACUUGAACGGCACGGCUGCCUACAACGUAACUGGAUGCAUCAACUCGUGCGUGUACCAGCUGGAUGAGAGCACCGCUGGUCCUGUUACGUGCAACGUCACGGAGGGCACGGCACGUGAUAGCUUCAUGUGGUACGACGAGUUGCAUCCUUCGGAACAGACGGAUAGGGUUAUCGCGAGGGAGAUUGCUGCGGCGAUCGUACGAAACUCGAGCACCUGGAUCGACUGGUUGAUCUAG